Phyllopteryx taeniolatus (common seadragon) is the source of this 1743-nucleotide messenger RNA. It is a transcript of the gene mospd1, whose product is annotated as motile sperm domain containing 1. The transcript has 6 exons. The coding region runs from base 557 to 1216 and encodes 219 amino acids. Lineage: Eukaryota; Metazoa; Chordata; Actinopteri; Syngnathiformes; Syngnathidae. The record is from RefSeq and is a predicted model, not a curated record. Gene Ontology annotation, cellular component: cytoplasm.
GUGUACUACACGAUGACUGUUGCGACUUGUCUUUGUUGUAAAUGCGUAGCUUCAAUAUUGCAAUGCAUGUCCCAUAUUAACAUAAACAUGAGUGCUUGGCCCUUAGCACCGUGACGAAUUGGAUAAAUACGAAUUUAUUAUGGCCUCAACGAUCUUAAAUAAACAUGAUAUACUAUAUACGUUAUAUUUAAUAGAGCAGCGCUUGAGUACUGUGUGUAUGUGGUUGUAAAUGUAAAUAAGCACACACUUGGUCGAUCUCAAGUGGUUUUGUUGACGUCUUCGCACGGUCUCGGAAGCCUCUACCCAGCAUGCACUGCGAACUCUGCAGCCUUUUAUUGACAAAGAUUAAAAAAAAAAAAAAAAAAGCUAGGAAGCAACAACAGCACAGUGGCACAAUAAAUCCCGGUGCUGACAUUAACGUUGUAUUGAAGUGCCAUGCCAUAGAACCCAGGAGUGCCAUUUUCUUUCACACGGCCUGAUAGAGUUUGGGGCGCGAGGGAAGAGGGGGGCCAGCCAGACUGUGGACGGGGGACGGAAGAGAGCUCAGUGGGGGCCAAUGCAGCAGCAGCACCGACAGCCUGAGCUGGUGGAAGGAAACCUUCCCGUGUUCGUGUUCCCCACUGAACUCGUCUUCUACGCCGAUGAGCAGACGUCUCACAAGCAGGUGCUCACCCUCUACAACCCCUAUGAGUUUGCACUCAAGUUCAAAGUGCUGUGCACAGCGCCAAACAAGUACACUGUGGUGGAUUCCACCGGAGCUGUCAAGCCACAGUGUUGUGUUGACAUCGUAAUCCGACUCCGAGACGUGCGGCCAUGCCACUAUGGGGUUUACGACAAGUUCCGUCUGCAGGUGUCGGAGCAAAGUCAACGCAAAGCGCUGGGCCGCAAGGAGGUCACGGCCACGCUCCGCCCUUCCGCCUCGCAAGAGCCCGGCGGUGGCCUCCGUUCGCAAGAUGAUGAGCGCAGGGCCAAAGACCAGAUGGUGGACAGCGAGUUUUUUGAGCAGACUGUUUUUCAAACAGAGAGCCGCCCUGCCGCUGGAGGCCCCAGUCUGUUGACGGUGCUGCUGGGGCUGGUGUGCGUGGCCGCCCUGAUGCUCCCAACCCUGGGGGAACAAGAAUCCACUGUGCCUGUCUACCUCCACUUAAGUGUUAACAAGAAACUUGUAGCUGCUUAUGUUCUCGGACUUCUCACAAUGGUCAUCCUACGCACAUGAAAGGCAUUAAGUCGAGGGGGCUGAAUAAAUCAGAUAUUGCCACACACCACCAGUUUCAUUGAUCUACCUGGCUACAUGGCUACGGGGAAGUUUUUUUUCUCUUCUUCUUCUCCCUGUACGCCUUCACUCCUGAAACAUUUGAGUGUUUCAUUUUUCAAAUGCAGGUGUGUUAGUGGCACAUUGAUGUAAACUGACCUGUGGUGGUGUCCUCAGGGGAGUCCAUCCCUGAGCAGGACCUGUGAAGAAGUGUGAUUACCUCAUGCUUCCUGUCUGUUGCUAUGAAACUGAAGUGAGCAGCAGUAUGAGAGUAUGCAUCCUACAUGUAUAUAAAGCCAUAACAAUUUUCUUAUUGUAUUUACUUGUAACCAACAUUGUUUCAAGGCAUUUUAAGUGUAGAUUGAAAACAGAAUGCAGUUGUCUGCAUGUAUCAGUACCUAUCUGAUUUUUUUUCCAGCAGCCAUGUCAAGAAAAAGCCUUUUGCUCAAAAUACUUAUAUUCUGGACAUUUAAUAAAGUGUCAGUACAUCA